Prorocentrum cordatum is the source of this 4731-nucleotide messenger RNA. The record is from the annotation of a GenBank genome assembly. Lineage: Eukaryota; Dinophyceae; Prorocentrales; Prorocentraceae.
AUGCGGUGCGCUUUCGUCGCGGCUUCGCUGCUCGGGGCCGCCACCCUCGGGUCUGCCAAGGACGAUGAAAAGAAAAUCGACGGCCCCGUCAUCGGGAUCGAUUUGGGGACUACCUACUCUUGCGUCGGCAUCUACAAGAACGGCCGCGUCGAGAUCAUCCCCAACGACCAAGGGAACCGCAUUACCCCCUCCUACGUCGCGUUCACGGACGAGGAGCGCUUGAUCGGUGAGGCCGCCAAAAACCAGGCGACCAUCAACCCAUCACAGACGCUUUUUGACGUGAAGCGCUUGAUCGGGCGUCGCUUCAAGGAUUCCACGGUACAGAAGGACAUGAAGUUGCUGCCGUUCAAGAUCGUCGACAAGGGUGGGAAGCCUUUCAUCAAUGUGAAGGUGAAAGGAGAGGCCAAGGACCUACAGCCAGAGGAGGUUUCCGCCAUGAUCUUGACGAAGAUGAAGGAGACUGCCGAGAAUUACUUGGGCAAGGAGGUCAACCACGCAGUGGUCACUGUGCCAGCGUACUUCAACGAUGCGCAGAGGCAGUCCACGAAGGACGCGGGCACCAUCUCUGGUAUGAACAUCCUCCGGAUCAUCAACGAGCCUACAGCAGCGGCCAUCGCGUACGGUCUGGACAAGAAGACCGAGAAGAACAUCCUCGUGUACGAUCUGGGCGGUGGCACCUUUGACGUCAGCUUGCUCACUAUCGACAACGGCGUUUUCGAGGUGGUCGCCACCAGCGGCGACACGCACCUGGGCGGCGAGGACUUCGACCAGCGCGUCAUGGCGCACUUCGUCAAGAUCUUCCAGAAGAAGCACGGCAAAGACAUGUCCAAGAACCAGAAGUCUAUCCAAAAGCUCCGCCGCGAAGUCGAGAAGACGAAGCGUGCCCUGAGCUCCACGCAGCAGGCUCGCAUCGAGAUCGAGGGGCUUUUCGAAGGCGUGGACUUCUCUGAGACGCUCUCGCGCGCUCGUUUCGAGGAGAUCAACGCCGACCUGUUCAAGAACACCAUUGGCCCCGUCAAGCAGGUCUUGGAUGAUUCUGGCCUCAAGAAGAACCAGAUCGACGAGAUCGUGCUCGUCGGCGGCUCCACGCGCAUCCCGAAGGUGCAGCAGCUGAUCAAGGAGUUCUUCAACGGCAAGGAGCCGAACCGUGGUAUCAACCCGGACGAGGCGGUGGCCUACGGAGCCGCUGUGCAGGCUGGCAUUUUGAGCGGCGAGGGUGGCCAGGAUCUCCUUCUGCUCGACGUCACUCCUCUCACGCUGGGUAUCGAGACUGUCGGAGGCGUAAUGACCAAGUUGAUAGGCCGGAACACUGUCAUCCCGACCAAGAAGUCGCAGAUCUUCUCCACCUACCAGGACAACCAGCCGGCAGUGAACAUCCAGGUCUUUGAGGGCGAGCGGCCCAUGACGAAGGACAAUCACCAGUUGGGCAAGUUCGAGCUCGGUGGGAUCCCACCUGCGCCGCGUGGUCAGCCGCAGAUCGAAGUUACCUUCGAGAUCGACUCCAACGGCAUUCUGGCCGUCGGCGCCCAGGACAAGGGCACUGGCAAGGAGGAGAAGAUCACCAUCACCAACGACAAGGGUCGGCUGACGGAGGAGCAGAUCGAGAAGAUGAUCAAGGAGGCGGAACAGUUCGCGGACGAGGACAAGAAGGUCAAGGAGCGCGUGGACGCCAAGAACGCAUUCGACGGCUACAUCCAUUCGAUGAGGUCUGCGACUGAAGGUUCUGGCGAGAACAAGGGCCUGAGUGAGAAGAUGGACUCCGAGGAGAAAGAGAAGAUCCUUGACGCCCUCAAGGACGGGCAGUCCUGGCUGGACUCCAACCCCGAAGCCGAGCCCGAGGAGAUCAAGGAGAAGCACAAGGAGGCAGCCCUGAAGCCCUUCGCGGCCGCGCCGCCGAUCGUGAAGGCCAAGCAUGCCGCGAUAAGGGAGCACGCAGAGCUGCUGGUGGCGCUGUGCAGGGCGCGCAGCUGGAGGGGGGCUGGGAUCGAGCCCUGCAUGGCCAAGGCCGUGGGGAAGGUGGCGGUCGACAUGGCGCGGCAGGUGAAGAAGACAGAGGCCGAGGACAUGCAGCAGAAGAUCGCCGAACGCAUCAUGGGAUGUGACGAGACGGGCGCGGAGGAACAGGCCGCCGACAACGACGACGACUCGGUCGACGUAGCGCUGGCCGACAGCGUGUUGGAGGCCGCCUUCGACGACCCCGAGGGCGACGAGGCAAGCCAGAGAGGCUACAUGAUGCUCAAGGGGGUUGACGUCAAACAGUACGCGGUGAGCGCAUCGACGGCGAUGAACCUUCCGAUCGCGAGGUGGCCAUGCGGCGCGCAGAAGCCGCGCGACAUGACGCGUUUGCGGGGGCGCCCGAUCGGGCGGUCGGUGCACGGCGAGAAGCGGCGCGACGAGCGCGGCGACGACCUGCUGCAGCUGAAGGACACGCGCCCGACCGUCGAGAAGAAGCAGGUGGCGCAGGUCAAUGUUGCGUGGUUCGAGUGUUUCCAGACAGCGCUCGACAACCUCUCGUCGCUGGGCGAGAAGCUUGACCAAGAUGCAGCGGCAGACAUGAAGAAGAUCAAGGCGAUCUACGCGCGCGAGUUCGACGACGAGACGGUCCGGCACACCGAGAAGGACGACAACAAGAAGCACUUCGCCACCAGCAUCACGAAGGGAUUGGCAAGGUGGCCCAACGGCCGCGCGCGGCAGCUGCCCGACUCCGCCGCGCUCGGGCGCGGCUUCCUCCGCGACUCCCCAGAGCACGGCGGCGGCGCGAUGCGGUGUGCCUUCGUCGCGGCCUCCCUGCUCGGGGCCGCCACCCUCGGGUCUGCCAAGGACGAUGAGAAGAAGAUCGACGGCCCCGUCAUCGGGAUCGACUUGGGGACCACCUACUCUUGCGUCGGCAUCUACAAGAACGGCCGCGUCGAGAUAAUCCCCAACGACCAGGGAAACCGCAUCACCCCCUCCUACGUCGCGUUCACGGACGAGGAGCGCCUGAUCGGUGAGGCCGCCAAGAACCAGGCGACCAUCAACCCAUCACAGACGCUUUUCGACGUGAAGCGCUUGAUCGGGCGUCGCUUCAAGGAUUCCACGGUACAGAAGGACAUGAAGUUGCUGCCGUUCAAGAUCGUCGACAAGGGUGGGAAGCCUUUCAUCAAUGUGAAGGUGAAGGGAGAGGCCAAGGACCUGCAGCCGGAGGAGGUCUCCGCCAUGAUCCUGACGAAGAUGAAGGAGACUGCCGAGAAUUACUUGGGCAAGGAGGUCAACCACGCAGUGGUCACCGUGCCAGCGUAUUUCAACGACGCGCAGAGGCAGUCCACGAAGGAUGCGGGCACCAUCUCUGGUAUGAACAUCCUCCGCAUCAUCAACGAGCCUACGGCAGCGGCCAUCGCGUACGGUCUGGACAAGAAGACCGAGAAGAACAUCCUCGUGUACGAUCUGGGCGGUGGCACCUUCGACGUCAGCUUGCUCACCAUUGACAAUGGCGUGUUCGAGGUGGUCGCCACCAGCGGCGACACGCACCUGGGCGGCGAGGACUUCGACCAGCGCGUCAUGGCGCACUUCGUCAAGAUCUUCCAGAAGAAGCAUGGCAAGGACAUGUCCAAGAACCAGAAGUCUAUCCAGAAGCUCCGCCGCGAAGUCGAGAAGACGAAACGUGCCCUGAGCUCCACGCAGCAGGCCCGCAUCGAGAUCGAGGGACUCUUCGAAGGCGUGGACUUCUCCGAGACGCUUUCGCGCGCUCGCUUCGAGGAGAUCAACGCCGACCUGUUCAAGAACACCAUUGGCCCCGUCAAGCAGGUCUUGGAUGAUUCUGGCCUCAAGAAGAACCAGAUCGACGAGAUCGUGCUCGUCGGCGGCUCCACGCGCAUCCCGAAGGUGCAGCAGCUGAUCAAAGAGUUCUUCAACGGCAAGGAGCCGAACCGUGGUAUCAACCCGGACGAGGCGGUGGCCUACGGAGCCGCUGUGCAGGCUGGCAUCUUGAGCGGCGAGGGUGGCCAGGAUCUCCUUCUGCUCGACGUCACUCCUCUCACGCUGGGUAUCGAGACCGUCGGAGGCGUGAUGACCAAGCUGAUCGGCCGGAACACUGUCAUCCCGACCAAGAAGUCGCAGAUCUUCUCCACCUACCAGGACAACCAGCCGGCAGUGAACAUCCAGGUUUUCGAGGGCGAGCGGCCCAUGACAAAGGACAAUCACCAGUUGGGCAAGUUCGAGCUCGGUGGGAUCCCACCUGCGCCGCGUGGUCAGCCGCAGAUCGAAGUUACUUUCGAGAUCGACUCCAACGGCAUUCUGGCUGUCGGCGCCCAGGACAAGGGCACUGGCAAGGAGGAGAAGAUCACAAUCACCAACGACAAGGGUCGGCUGACGGAGGAGCAGAUCGAGAAGAUGAUCAAGGAGGCGGAACAGUUCGCGGACGAGGACAAGAAGGUCAAGGAGCGCGUGGACGCCAAGAACGCGUUCGACGGCUACAUCCACUCGAUGAGGUCCGCGACUGAGGGCUCUGGCGAGAACAAGGGCCUGAGUGAGAAGAUGGACUCCGAGGAGAAAGAGAAGAUCCUUGACGCCCUCAAGGACGGGCAGUCCUGGCUGGACUCCAACCCCGAAGCCGAGCCCGAGGAGAUCAAGGAGAAGCACAAGGAGGUGGAGAACAUCUGCGCCCCCAUCGUCUCUAAGUACUACGGCUCUGGGGGCGGAAGCGGAGGUGGAGGCGACGAGGAGGACGAGGACGAGGCGCACGACGAGCUGUGA